GGUUCCUGCGGUUGGGUCCUACCCGCUGUGGCCGCCUUGCUGGCUCCUUUCCGAGUCCCAGGCCGGCACCCUGCGUCCCGCACUGUCCGCCGAAGUGUCGGCUUGGGCCGUGGGGGCUGAAGAUCCUAGAGGCAGAGGCCUGGCCUGGCUAAUUUGGUUCAGGGAGUUAGGAAUGUAUUCCCUAAAUCUAGGAUGUGCUGAAGCUGCCAAGGAUCCUCUAUGCCUCCAUGGUCUUGAAACAUCACUUUCCCUUUUCUCUCGGCCUUUCAUCCGACUCUAUCCCAAAUCAAGAGGCCUGGUGGAUUUAGUAGGGAGGGUGAUUGGCCAUUUUGAGGUUCCCAGGGAGAGGCCAGUGGGUGUAGAGGACCACCAGCGGCCUCUCUCCACACCCUCGCAGCCUGUGAGCUGGAGCUGGUGUGCUGGACUGAGGGGUCAGGCUUGGCCAGCACCUCCCGGUCGGCUAGGGGUUCUUUGUAGGCUCAGGGGCUGGGGCUGGGGUGGAAAACUCUGCAGGAGGGGCCUGCUGGAAGGAAGGAAAGCAGCGAGGAAGUGGUCCCCUAGCCCCAGCUCUGCAGGCCCCACAGUAUCACUUUAAUCUCCCUGUCCCAGGCCUUCUGGCUGCAGAGCAGGCUCAGGAGUCCUGGCUGAAGGUAGGGGCUCAGGGCCUGCAGGGUGUAAGUUCUGAAUGUGCCCCUCCCCCACCAUGACAGGGGGACUGUGGUGCCACUACCCUCCCCACCUGUAUAGGCCUCAGGGUUGCCAUGGCCGAGGUAGGCGUGGGGGGGCAGCAGUGGUGCUCAGUGGGCUGCCCCCUGACAUCCCGGAGGGGCUGCUCACGACCUACUUCGAGGACGGCCGUCGCUCUGGGGGAGGACCUGUGUUGAGCUGGCAGCUUGGCAGAGGGGGCACACUCACUUUUCAGAAGUCUGCAGGUGCAGGGAGGGUCUCGGCCUAGGAGGGGCAUCUACGGCGCUGGCUGAGCCUUAGGCCAGCCCCACCAUGUGCCCCUGCAAGCCUGCUGCUCCCAGGACUGCCCCCCAAUACCGCCACCCCCCAGCACCUAGAGCAGCACAGCCAGACCCUGCUGCGUGCCACGGGGCACCCAGCGCAGCCCUGCUGUGGCCCUGACAGUCCCCGACCAGACUGGGUCCUGGCCCAGCUGCCCCAGCCCCUUUCUGAGGCAGAAGUCUGAGUCCUGGAGGAACAGGCCUGGGCCCUGGGCCUGGAAGGGACUGAGGUGUCCCAGGCCCGAGUCGUGCGUGUGGUGGGGGGUAUUCCCCCUGAGGGCCUGCUGCUGCAGGAGCUGUACCUGGAGACUGAGCUCCGCAGUGGCAGGGGACCCCUGGGGGGCCUUCGCAGCCUGCCUGGGCACCUGGGCACGGUUACAUCCUUCCAGCAGCGGCAGGGCGAGGGGAGUGAUAGACUUGGUAGCCUACCCCUCCCUACCCCUCAGAGCCCUGGCGGGCCUUCUGCCCUUUCCUUCCCUCCAAGUGGCCGAGUGAGUCCUACCGAGGACUCCCAGGGGCAGUGCUCAGAGCUGAGCCUGGUCCCCCACUAUGACGUCCUGGAGCCUGGGCAGCUUGCCAAGAACAAUGGAGGGCACUACCUGGUCACGUUGGGGCCAGGGACCACCGAGCAUGUUCUCCUGGAGGCUGGAGGGCCAGCGAGGGCAUUGAAGGGUGCAGGGCUGGUGACACUCGGAGGCUCUGGAGAGGAACCAGGGCAGACAGUAGCCUCUCUGGGGACGGGUCCCCUUGGGUCUCUUGGACAGGCUGAGCCAGUCAGCUUGGGCCCAUGGAGUCACUGGGACAGGGGGCUGGUGAGCCGGAGCCCAUGGGGUCUCCAGGCCCAGUGGGCCCAGGGAGAUGGCCACAGGGUCUCUGGAACAGGUCUCCCACACACCCUGCAGCCCCCAGACCAUACAGGCAGUGACCAGGAGAAGGUGAGGCUCCCUGGGGACCCCAGCAUAUCCUGGGGCCCUUCCCUGACCUCGCCUUCUACCCUGCCCUAUACUUUCACCUGUUUUGUGGCCCUGUGCCCUUCACCUUCUCUCCGUCUUUUAGCGGGAGUUGGCCUCCAGGGCUGGGAGGGGGCCCAGGUGGCCGCAAGAGGAGCUGCAUGCUGCGGUGAGCCCUGCAGGAGGCAGAAGACGAGCUCGUGGGCAGGGGAGCUGGUGGCCUGGCUGGUGGUGCCCGUGGCCUUCGGGCAGGCUGUGGCUGAGCCGGACCGGGCACUAGGGACUGCCUUGGAGGUGCACGUCCAGGAGGAGAUGGUGGGGUCCUGGGGUCGCAUGUGGCCUGCAGAGCUGGGAGCCCGUCUGCAGCCAUGCCAUGGUGUGAGUACUGCCCCUUGGGGUGACAGCACCGUUCUCCAGGACUCUGGGACCCAGCCACCUGGCAGUGCCGCUGGCUGGCCCCCCGCAUCAGAGUUUGGCCUUUCUCUUGGCAGCUUCAGGCCCCACCUAACUCCACCAAGAGAAGGCUCUUGGUUUCCAGGCUCAGGUCUGCAGUGGGGUGCCGAGGGGGUAGGAGGGUCUCCUGAUAGCCUGGCCCUGAAUGGCCUUCUGGGCGUGGAGCAUGUGAGUGUCUGCUGCAGCAGCAGGUCCGAACCCCACGGGGAGCACCUGGAACAGCCCCCUGAGAGGCGCCUAGUGGAGCAGGUUCUGUACCAUGGCCCAUCAGCCUGGGCAGUCCCCGACAUCUGUGCGCAGGGCUUUGACCACAGCUAAGGAGGCCUUAACAGUGAGGCCACGCGGUGGUCUAGGGCUCUGCCGACCCCGGACGACCUUGGCCCUCGUCUGUCCCCCUGCAGGCACACUCUAUGGGCAGGAGCCGCCUCCCUGUCCCUGCAGGACCACUACUUGCCCCCCAACGCUGAUGGCCACAAGGUGGUGUUCGGAGCAUGGGUGCUGACCGGUGACUAGGGGCAGGGUCCUGGAGGCCUUUGGGAGCCCCCACCCCGCCCCAAACUGCGGGCCCCUGGCCACGUGUUCCGCGCCAACAGCGCAGUGGACUGCCUCCGCCAGGCCAGCAUCUUUGCCAUCUUUCAUGAAACUGAGGCGCUGCCCACCCACCUCAUUACUUGCAAGCACGUGCCCCGGGCUUCCCCAGGGGACUCCUCUGGGCACUUGGGCCACUUCCCAGCCUCCUAACCUCCCCUCCCCCCACCUCGGCCCAGUCCCUGGCUGCCGGCUCCCUGGGCUCCCGCUGCGCACAGCCUUACCGCCCCCGCGGCUGCCUGAGUUGCCCCUGGGGGCGCCCCUUACCUCUGGCUGCGGUGCGUGGACAGGCGGGUGCGGACCUGGAGGACCAGGGCUGUGUCGGUGCUCGGGGCCGGUACCCGCCGGAGCCGGCCCAGCCACCAGGGGUCAGCAGAGCCCGGGAGGAGGGUGGGCCCGCUCGACUCCGCCCGCCUCGGCCGGACCCAGACCGAGCGCGAGUCUGUUGUUUGAAUAAACGUCUACGUGAAACUA
Molecule: messenger RNA, 3472 nt
Organism: Callorhinus ursinus (northern fur seal)
Lineage: Eukaryota; Metazoa; Chordata; Mammalia; Carnivora; Otariidae
Source: RefSeq, a predicted model, not a curated record